AUGCGAUCGCUCAAGCAGUCGUUAGAUGCAGGUGGCCACUGCCUUCUGGAGAUGCCUACAGGGACAGGAAAGACAGUUUGUUUACUUUCCUUAAUUACAUCAUAUCAAUUCGCAAAUCCAUCGGCUGGAAAACUUGUCUACUGCACUCGUACAGUUCCAGAGAUGAAUCACGUGGUAGAGGAAUUGGGUACCGUGUUGGCAUAUCGCGCCGAGCAACUGGCUCUUGCCGAACAACAAAUUGGGGAUGUCGAGAUGGAGGAUAUUUCUGCUGAGAAUGGAGAGAGUGGACCGUCUGAGACGACUUCCGAUGGAGCGGCUAGGCCGAAGAAGAGACCAAAACGGAUAGUGGGGAAACCAAAACGAGGGCGGGAACAUACACUCGGUCCGAUUGCGACCUCAAAAGGGGCUGGUGGAAGUGGCGUCCUUGCAUUGUGUUUGUCGAGUCGUCGUAAUAUGUGCAUCCACGAACGCGUCAUGGCUGAAAGUGAUCGCGAAGCUGUCGAUGCCGCAUGUCGAAGUAUGACAGCAUCUUGGGUUGUCGAACAAGCCAAAAAUAAUCCAGGGACCAUGGAGACUUGCUCAUACUAUAACAACUUUCAAGAGGCUGGUGAAGCUACCACUAUGCCAAGUGGUGUUUAUGAUCUUGAGGAGUUGAAAAAAUGGGGACAAAAGCGAGGGUGGUGUCCAUACUAUCUCACCAGACAAGCAAUCAACCAUGCCAACAUUCUUGUCUUCAACUACCAAUACAUGCUUGAUCCAAAGGUUGCAAAGAUGGUUUCGAAAGAACUUGAGGCAGAGAGUAUCAUUGUAUUCGAUGAAGCUCACAAUAUUGAUAGUGUUUGUAUUGAAGCGUUGUCGGUUACAAUCAACGAUCGUGGGCUAGAGCAGGCUACGAGAUCACUUGGUCGGCUAUCAACUGAGGUGAAGAACAUAAAGAACUCUGAUAGCCAACGAUUGCAAGAGGAAUAUCAAAAUCUUGUCAACGGCCUAAUCGACCAAGGUCUUCUGGAUGCCCCGACAAAUGACCGCUCCUUGGCUAGUAAUGCAUUGGCUCCAGAUGUUUUGAAUGAAAGUGUACCAGGAAACAUUCGACGAGCAGAGCACUUCAUUCAAUUCAUGAAGAAGGUGGUGGAACACUUGAAAACCCGCCUUCGGUCUGUUGCAGGCCCCAAUGGCGGGGUCAAGAGUGAGACGCCACUAGCUUUCCUACAUCGUAUGACAAAUGGAACAUCUCUGGAAGCCAAACCAUUGAGAUUUGCAUUCUCGCGAUUGUCCUCGUUGUUGAGGACAUUGCAAGUGUCCAAUUUGGAUGACUUUAAUUCACUGACGGAUGUAGCCGAUUUUGCAACCUUGUUGGCAACUUACUCUGAAGGUGUUGCGAAAUUUGCGAUUAUCAUGGAACCAAACGGCUCAUCGGUGCCAGGAGCCUCAGACCCUGUCAUUCAGCUAUCAUGUUUGGAUUCCUCAUUGGCUAUUGCACCAUUAUUCAAGCGCUUUGGAAGCGUCGUGAUUACAUCGGGUACACUUUCUCCCAUUGAUUUGUAUCCAAAACUCCUUCAAUUCGAACCCUGUGUGUCGGAGUCAUUCAACAUGUCUACAUUCCGACCAUGUAUUCGACCGCUUGUGAUUACUCGAGGAUCUGAUCAACUUGCUGUUUCGACAAAGUUUGAAGAUCGUAACGAUCUUGGAGUUGUUCGGAACUAUGGCGCAAUGCUAGUGGAACUAUGCAGCGUCAUUCCAGACGGUGUGGUGGCUUUCUUUACUUCUUACAGUUACAUGGAAUCGCUAAUCAGCGAAUGGGAUGCAAUUGGAAUCUUGAGAGACUUGACCAAGGCAAAGCUGGUCUUCAUUGAGACUAAGGAUGUUGUGGAGACAACGCUGGCGUUAGACAACUAUCGCCGGGCUUGUGAUUGUGGAAGAGGCGCAGUGUUCUUGUCCGUUGCUCGUGGAAAGGUAUCGGAAGGAAUCAACUUUGAUCGGCACUAUGGUAGAGCUGUGGUGAUGUUUGGAGUGCCAUUCCAGUACACACUUAGUCAUGUGCUUCGGGCGCGACUCGAAUAUCUACAAACCCACUAUCAGAUUAGAGAGCAGGACUUUCUGAAUUUUGAUGCGCUCCGACAAGCUUCCCAAUGCGUUGGACGAGUCAUUCGAAGUAAGACCGAUUACGGUCUCAUGAUUUUUGCUGACAGUCGGUACAACCGACAUGAGAAAAGAUCCAAAUUACCCAAGUGGAUUCUACAAUUCCUUGGAGAAGAGUAUUUGAAUCUGAGUACAGAUAUGGCUAUCCAGCAUGUUCGAAAUUUUCUCAGAAUCAUGGGGCAGCCAAUUGAUCAGAAAGCCUUACAGAGUGUCCUUCUGACUGUCGAAGAAGCCAAUCUAAUGAACCCAGCAAUGCCGACCGUAUCCGAGGUCGCUGGCGAGGGAGGAGCGAUGAUUACCGAGACGUCCGGGUAA
This is a messenger RNA of Cylindrotheca closterium, 2454 nucleotides long. NCBI's taxonomy places the organism in Eukaryota, Bacillariophyta, Bacillariophyceae, Bacillariales, Bacillariaceae. The record is from the annotation of a GenBank genome assembly.